Messenger RNA from Zingiber officinale, 2753 nucleotides. Its product is annotated as peroxisomal fatty acid beta-oxidation multifunctional protein-like. Bases 169 to 2346 code for a protein of 725 amino acids. The transcript is spliced from 18 exons. Lineage: Eukaryota; Viridiplantae; Streptophyta; Magnoliopsida; Zingiberales; Zingiberaceae. Gene Ontology annotation, molecular function: NAD+ binding; (3S)-3-hydroxyacyl-CoA dehydrogenase (NAD+) activity. Gene Ontology annotation, cellular component: peroxisome. Gene Ontology annotation, biological process: fatty acid beta-oxidation. The record is from RefSeq and is a predicted model, not a curated record.
AUUUAGGCAAGUCUUGCUCCCAUCCGCUUGCUGCCCUUUGAUCGCGCUUUCUCGCUCCUCUCGAUCUCGACUUGGAAUUGGAUUGGCGGAGAUCUUUGCAGCGAUUCGGCAGAGGCUUGGAAGCUAAUUUUGGAGGGCAAGUUUUCGAUCCCUUUCUCGAUCUGAUUGAUGGCUUCUAUUCGGGUGACCAUGGAGGUUGGGGGAGAUGGAGUGGCGAUCAUCACUAUCUGCAACCCGCCGGUCAAUGCUUUGCAUCCCACGAUUAUUGCUGGGUUGAAGGAGAAAUAUUCGGAGGCGGUGAAAAGAAGUGAUGUUAAAGCAAUUGUCUUGACUGGUUAUGGAGGCAAGUUUUCUGGUGGUUUUGAUAUCAAUGUUUUUGCUGAGAUUCAUAAAUCAGGGAAUAUAUCAAGUCUACCAGAUGUAUCUGUUGAACUCGUGGUCAAUAUUAUGGAAGAUGCUCCAAAGCCAUCUGUUGCAGCCAUCCAAGGGCUUGCACUUGGUGGUGGUCUCGAGCUAGCCAUGGGUUGUCAUGCACGAGUUUCUACUCCAGAAGCUCAACUUGGAUUGCCAGAGUUGACUCUUGGCGUCAUUCCUGGAUUUGGAGGCACACAACGUCUUCCAAGGCUUGUUGGGCUGCCAAAAGCACUAGAAAUGAUGCUGCAAUCAAAAUCAAUCAAAGCAAAGGAAGGGGAGAAGUAUGGUCUCAUUGAUGCUAUUGUUUCAUCUGAGGAUUUGCUCAAAGUUGCACGAGUAUGGGCGUUGGAAAUUGCUGAACGGCGUAGACCAUGGAUCAGUUCUCUUCAUAGGACUGAUAAAAUUGGUUCUCUUUCUGAAGCUAAUGAAAUACUGAAAGCCGCUAGGAAACAAGUUAAGAAAAUAGCUCCUAAUAUGCCGCAGCACCAAGCAUGCCUUGAUUCAGUUGAGGAAGGUGUAAAGUUCGGUGGAUAUGCCGGCGUGCUCAAGGAAGCAAAGGUUUUCAAGGAGUUGGUGCUUUCAAAUACCUCAAAAGGGCUUGUUCACGUCUUCUUUGCACAACGAACUACAUCGAAGGUACCUAAUGUUACUGAUAUUGGGCUUAGUCCAAGGAAAAUAAAAAGAGUUGCUGUUAUUGGUGGUGGUUUAAUGGGUUCUGGAAUAGCUACUGCCCUUAUCUUAAGUAAUACGUCUGUUAUCCUCAAGGAGAUUGAUUCUAAUUUUCUUCAGAAGGGACUGAAAACAAUCCAAACUAACCUUGAAGGCCUUGUGAAGAAAGGUUCAUUGUCUCAGGAGAAAAUGAACAAAGCAUUAUCACUUGUUAAGGGUGCUUUAGAUUACUCAGAGUUCAAGAAUGUUGACAUGGUUAUCGAGGCUGUUAUUGAAAAGGUUGCACUUAAACAGUCAAUAUUUGCUGAUAUAGAAAGGGCUUGUCCUCCACAUUGCAUUUUGGCAACAAACACAUCCACCAUCGAUCUCAAUAUUGUUGGUGCCAAGACUCAUUCUCAAGAUCGAAUUGUUGGGGCUCAUUUUUUCAGUCCUGCUCAUGUGAUGCCUCUGCUGGAAAUCGUUCGAACAGACAAGACAUCUCCGCAAGUAAUCCUUGAUCUUAUGACUGUUGGGAAAGCCAUAAAAAAGGUUCCUGUUGUGGUAGGAAACUGCACAGGCUUUGCAGUUAACCGUACAUUUUUUCCAUAUACCCAAGGGGCGCAAUUAUUGGCCCAUCUAGGUGUGAAUUUGUUUAGAAUUGACAAGGUGGUCACAGACUUUGGUUUGCCAAUUGGUCCUUUUCAGCUACAAGACUUGGCAGGAUAUGGAGUGGCUUUGGCAGUGAAAGAUAUAUAUGCUUCUGCCUUCAGGGGACGUACAUUUGAGACUAAUUUGGUUGAAUUGCUGGUUAAAAGUGGGCGCAAUGGCAAAAGCAAUGGCAAGGGUUAUUAUAUAUAUGAAAAGGGACAGAAGCCUAAACCUGACCCAAGUGUGCAAGCUAUCAUAGAGGAAUCUAGUAGGCUUGCCAAUGCCAUGCCUGGUGGAAAGCCUAUUACUGUAAGCGACCGAGAAGUUUUGGAGAUGAUAUUCUUUCCAGUUGUGAAUGAGGCUUGCAGAGUCAUGGCGGAAGGGGUGGUUGUUCGAGCUUCCGACCUUGAUAUUGCAUCUGUUCUUGGAAUGAGUUUCCCCAGAUACAGGGGUGGUAUUGUAUUUUGGGCCGACUUGGUUGGUUCUGAUUACAUAUAUGCCAAACUCAAGAAAUGGACCGAGCUGUAUGGUGGCUUCUUCAAACCGUGCGAAUACUUGGAAGAAAGAGCCGUCAAAAGAUUGCCAUUGAGCAUGAUAAACUUAUCAGAAUCCCAGCAGUCAAGGGCUCGCAUGUAAUUCGCUGGAGGACCAUGAGUUGACAAUAAUAUCAGUUGGCGUUCCAUCUACCAUCGCCAUCAAGGAUGUGUUAUUGGUUAGUCAAAUAGUGAAUGAAUGAAACUAUCUCCCACUCUGUUUCAGACCAAGUGCCGCCUCCAACUAAUUCUAAGUUAGCUCGCAUCAAUUUUAUAAUGUCAAGCUAUUGUCAUCGUAGCUCUAUAAAGGGUACGAAAAGUGGAUUGUUAUAGUAAGCUUACACGCGACUAAGACUAGAUACUUUGGACUCAAUUGUUUUGUCAUCUUGCUCGUCUUUUGGAACUAGGGACCGGUGUAACACAUCCUAGGUCUCUAUCUAAUCCGGAAUAGGCCUUCGUAAUAAAUGCUUCAAAAUUAAUAAAUUGGAAAGCAAAUUUGGUUUUGAAUCA